AUGGCAAAAUCAAACCCGAGCAUUACCUCGAGGGCGAGGAAUUGUGCCUAUUUCUGGCUUUUUACAUCCAUUUCCACCCUUGCCCAGUUACAAACAUUUGUGCCUCCUGGGCAAAAUGGAAUCAGCUAUAGUGUCAAUAUACCCCAGGCCACCGCGUCCUCCGGCUCUGGGCCGAUAUUCUUCCAACUGAAGUCCACAUCCGAGCUUAAAUGGUUUGCUUGGGGCCAGGGAUCUCGAAUGCAAGGAGCGAAUAUAUUUAUUGUCUAUGCAUCUAGCAACGGCAAUAAUGUUACCGUCUCUCCGCGACUGGGCGUGGAGCAUGUUAUGCCACUGCAUAACCCCAAAGCUCAGUUAUCAGUCUUAAAUGGCAGUGGAAUCAAUAAUGGAAUUAUGACCGCAAAUAUCCGAUGCGAUAGUUGUAUCGCGUGGUCCGGUGGAAAUGAAAAUGUGAGCAGCGUAUCGAGUCCAUGGGUUUGGGCAGUGAAAUACGGAAGCCCACUCAAGACGGACAGUUUAACUGCAUCUAUCAAUAUACACGAUUCAGAGGGGGUUGCUGCCAUAGACCUUCAACAGGCAACCGGCGGUACAUCUGAUAACCCUUUUACAACCUCGAACAAUACGGAGUCCUCGGGUACAGCACAUCCUAUUUCGACUGUUAGCACUGGGUCUGUUGAAAAGCUCAGGAAGGCCCAUGCUAUUAUUAUGAUAUUGGUCUUUGUCAUUCUUUUUCCUUCAUUUGCUCUGAUGCUUCAUAUUGUUCCAUAUACAAAUAUUGUCAAUGUCCAUGCUGCGUUCCAGCUUGUUACACUCUCCCUGGCUAUUGCUGGGUUUGGAAUUGGUAUUUCAAUGGCAAGAAGCCUUGAUUUCAUACAAAGAUAUCAUCCAAUUAUUGGGAUGGUGACUGUCCCGUGUCUUACGCUUUUUCAGCCCGCAGUUGGCUUUCUUCAACACAGGUAUUUUCACAAAACUGGUGGCAAGAGUGUGUUUGCUUACCUACAUCGAUGGCUUGGUCGCUGUCUCAUGGCUCUUGGAAUUAUCAACGCUGGUCUAGGCUUUCGUAUGACAGGCAUCGGUCUAUCGAUUGCACCUGUUGGGGCAGUUAUUGCGUAUAGUGUGGUCGCUGGAAUCAUCGGACUUGGGUACGUUUUAAUCGUCGUGCUUUUGCCUCUUAGAAGGCGCAGAAUAUCCUCUUCAUAG
Messenger RNA from Penicillium angulare, 1197 nucleotides. RefSeq names its product cytochrome and DOMON domain-containing protein. Bases 1 to 1197 code for a protein of 398 amino acids. The transcript has a single exon. The record is from RefSeq and is a predicted model, not a curated record. NCBI's taxonomy places the organism in Eukaryota, Fungi, Ascomycota, Eurotiomycetes, Eurotiales, Aspergillaceae.